Messenger RNA from Scylla paramamosain (green mud crab), 7664 nucleotides. It is a transcript of the gene msk, whose product is annotated as importin-7-like. The record is from RefSeq and is a predicted model, not a curated record. Gene Ontology annotation, molecular function: small GTPase binding. The transcript is spliced from 22 exons. Gene Ontology annotation, biological process: protein import into nucleus. Gene Ontology annotation, cellular component: nuclear envelope; cytosol. NCBI's taxonomy places the organism in Eukaryota, Metazoa, Arthropoda, Malacostraca, Decapoda, Portunidae. Bases 124 to 3276 code for a protein of 1050 amino acids.
CAAGGUUCCAAUACUGCGGCGCCGCCAUAACACUGACCGUCACGUGGGGGCCGCCUGCUGCUGCCCUGCUCCUGCUGCUCCUGCUCCUCCCCCCACCACUCCACGCCCUCACACGCCCCCGCCAUGGAGUCCAGGAAGAUCAUAGAUAUCCUGCGGGGUACCAUAGACCCGGCACUGAGGCAGCAAGCGGAGGAUGAGCUAACCAAAAUGAAGAAGAUAAUCGGAUUCACGCCGGCGCUGCUUCAGGUCGUCAUGAUGGGUGACGUGGACAUGCCAGUGCGUCAGGCGGGCGUUAUCUACCUGAAGAACAUGGUGACCCAACACUGGAAGGACGCGGAGUACGAGGGAGGAGAGCCAAUCCCUUUCCACAUUCAUGAACAGGACCGCGCCAUGAUCCGCGAUGCAAUAGUGGAUGCAGUAGUCCACGCGCCAGAUCUUGUCAGGGUCCAGCUGGCAGUGUGCACGUAUCAGAUGGUUAAAUACGACUUUCCCAAUCGGUGGACAAACAUCGUCGACAAGAUCAGUAUCUACCUCCAGAACCCAGACACAUCUCUCUGGAAUGGCAGCCUCCUCUGUCUGUACCAGCUGGUGAAGAACUUUGAGUACAAAAGAAAGGACGACAGGGCACCACUACACGAGGCAAUGAGGCUGCUCCUCCCUAUGUGCUACGAACGCAUGGUGCACCUCCUGCCAGACCCCUCGGAACACUCCACACUGCUGCAGAAGCUCAUACUCAAGAUAUACUAUGCGUUGACACAGUACCACCUGCCCCUGGACUUGCUAGACAGGGAGCAGUUCACCAGGUGGAUGGAGGUGAUCAGGCAGGUGGCAGAUCGACCAGUGCCAGAUCAGACGCUACAGGUGGAUGAGGAUGAGAGGCCAGACCUGCCAUGGUGGAAGAUUAAAAAGUGGGCACUCCACAUCCUGGCGCGAAUAUUUGAGAGGUACGGCUGCCCAAGCACAGUGCACAGCGACUACAAAGAGUUCGCCAAUUGGUACAUCAAGACCUUCUCAGCGGGGGUGCUACAGGUCCUCCUCAAGAUUCUUAACCUGUACCGCAGCAAGGUUUAUGUCUCCCCACGGGUUCUCCAGCAGACACUCAACUACCUGGAGCAAGGGGUCGGACAGAGUGUUGCGUGGAAGCUGCUCAAGCCACACAUGCUCUCCGUGGUGCAGGACGUUCUUUUCCCCCUCAUGUGUUACUCUGACGCUGACCAAGAGCUGUGGAACUCAGACCCCUAUGAAUAUGUGCGGGUUAAGUUUGACAUCUAUGAGGACCUAGUUUCUCCAGUGACGGCCGCGCAGGGUCUUCUCUUGUCCACCGUGCGCAAGAGGAAGGAGAUGCUGGAGAAGACUAUGGUGUUUCUCAUGCAGGUCCUCACUACUCCUAACGUGGACCCAAGACAUAAGGAUGGAGUCAUGCAUAUGAUCGGUACGCUGGGCGGUGUGCUGCUGAAGAAGAAGAUUUAUAAGGACCAGAUGGAGACAAUGAUAGCCCAGUAUGUGUUCCCUGAGUUCCAGAGCCCAUAUGGCUUCAUGAGGGCAAGGGCAUGCUGGAUCUUACAAAACUUCGACGAGAUCAAGUUUAAGUCAGAGCAGAAUAUUGUGGCGGCGAUGAACUGCAUCCAGAACGCGCUGCUGAACGACCACGAGCUGCCGGUGAAGGUGGAGGCAGCCAUGGCCCUCUCUGCCUUCCUUGCCUCGCAGAAUAAGGCUGAGAAGAUCGUGGAGCCUAAUAUCCAAGCCAUUGUGCAGGAGCUCCUCAAGGUCAUCAAGGAGACAGAGAAUGAUGACCUGACCAACGUGAUGUGCAAGAUUGUCACCACCUACACAGACCAGCUGACGCCCAUUGCUGUGGAGAUGUGCACCCAGUUAGCCGCCACCUUCCAGCAGGUGGUGGACGCAGAGGAGGGAGCGGACGAGAAGGCCAUCACCGCCAUGGGUCUCCUGAGCACCAUUGAGACGCUGAUCAAUUGCAUGGAGGAGAACCCCAAGAUCAUGGAGCAGAUAGAACCCAUCACGCUGCAGGUGGUGGGCCUCAUCCUCACCAAGAACGUUAUGGAGUUUUACGAGGAGGCGCUGGCCCUCGUGUACAGCCUCACCAGCACCAGAAUCUCCCCAGACCUGUGGAAGUGCUUUGAAAUGAUGUUCCAGAUGUUCAAGAGUGACGGGUUUGACUACUUCACGGAGAUGAUGCCGGCGCUCCACAACUAUAUCACCGUGGACACUGAGGGCUUCAUCAGCUCCGAGGCCAGGAUUGCAGCUGUGUUUGAGAUGUGCAAGACCAUGCUGACCCAGCAGGACUGUGCGGAGGAUGACGAGUGCCACGCCGCCAAGCUGCUGGAGGUGAUUGUGCUGCAGUGCCAGGGCCGCAUCAACCAGUGCCUGGGCUCCAUCAUCCAGCUGGUGGUGGAGCGUCUGCUGCGGGAGGUGAAGACUGCUGAACUCAGAACCAUGCUGUUGCAGGUGAUCAUCGCAGUGCUGUACACGGCUCCUGACACAUUGCUGCAGGUGCUGGAGUCCACUACACUGCCUAACACCACCACCACCCUCACCUCCCACUUCAUUAAGCAGUGGAUUCAUGACACCGACUGCUUCCUUGGGCUCCAUGACCGUAAGAUCUGUGUGCUGGGGAUGUGCACCCUCCUCCAGCUGGGUCCUGAGAGGCUGGGCGUCCUGCAGGAGUGCCACAAGGAAAUCAUCCCUGCUGUGCUUAUGCUGUUCCAGGGACUGAAGAGAGCUUAUGCAGCCAAGGCCAGUGAGGAGAACAGUGACGAUGAGGAUGAUGGAGAGGAUGAUGAAGAUAUUGAGCAUGAGGUCCUGGAGAGUGAUGAGGACGAGCUGGAUGACACUGGGGACGAAUACCUGGAGAAACUUGGUGAGAAGGUGAAGAAGGCAUCUGCAACAUCCCCCUUUGCCAUCACCGCCACAGUGGAGGACGAGGAGGAGGAUGACGACGACUCCGAUGACGAAAUGGACGAGACAGCGCUGGAGUCCUUCACAACGCCCCUGGACCGUGAGGAGUGUGAGGUGGACGAGUACUGUGUGUUCAAGGACGUCAUGCAGACCCUUGAAGCCAACGCCCCUGUGUGGUACCAGGCACUGACCACCGGGCUGAGUGCCGAGCAGCAGAAGGUGAUGCAGGAGGUGGCAACGCUGGCAGACCAAAGGCGUGCAGCAGCGCAGAGCAAGAAGAUACAGCAGAGUGGAGGUUACAACUUCCAGCAGACAGCGGUGCCCACCAGCUUCAAUUUCGGAGGCUCCUUUGGGUCCUAAUCAAACCCUUAGCAUUACAUCCCUUAUCUUGGUAUACCCCAGUGACUGCUCCUCCUGUCCUGUCCUUCACACCUGUGCCAUUCCCAUUAACACCUGCUUUCUCCUCCUCCUCCUUGUCCUCGUCCUCAUCCUCCUCUUGUGCCAUUCCCAUCAACACUCCUGCUUCUUCUCUUCUCUUCUCUUCUUUUCUUCCUCUCUUUACUUGUCCUCUUCUCCUCUUUCUCUUCCUGUGCCAUCUCCAUUGACGCCCUUCCUCCUCCUCCUCCUCCUCCUCCUCCUCCUCCUCCUCCUCCUCCUCCAUCAUUUCCAUUUUUUGCAUUGUGGAGUCAAGUGUUUGUUUGGGGUUAAAAAAAAGUAUUUAUGGAUUCUGGGAUUUGUGAAAGUGGCAGGUACUUCUUCUCCUCUAUAUGUAUUGCAGGGUGUUUUUUAAUGGUUUGUGUGUUUGUUUGUGUUUGUGCACUUUUUUCUUUCUUUUUUUUUCUGCACGUUUUUUUACAAUGCUAUCUAUAUGUCUUUUUAUUUAUUAUUAUUUGUUUUUUUAUUUAUUUAUUUUAUUUAUUUAUUUUUUUUGGUGCCUUGGCAAGGAUGUGUUGUAUUAGAUGUGUUUGUUGGUAUGUAUGUUACUAUUAUUAUUAUUAUUAUUAUUAUUAUUAUUAUUAUUAUUAUUAUUAUUAUUAUUAUUAUUAUUGUUGUUGUUGUGGUCUGUUACAUUUCAAUGCAGCACCACCACCAUCACCACUACUACUACUACUACUACUACUACUACUACUACUACUACUACUACUACUACUACUACUACUACUACUACUAGGAUGAUGAUGACGAUAUUACUAUUGUUAUUAUUAUCUGUUAUUCCAAUGUUUAUUUAUUUAUUUCCUGUUAUUUUGACCUGUUUCCUGUUUCCCACAUAGCAUACUUAUCAGAGUAUCAUCACUUGACUUAUUACAAUUACUAUUAUUAUUAUUAUUGUCUGAUAUUUUGUAAUUAUGCCUUUCUUCCUCUCUUCCUCAUUUCUCUCCCCUUUCACUUCACGACCCAAGAAUGACUGACUGACUGACUGAUUGACUGAUUAAUAUAUGCAAACUUUCUUCUACUCAUCCCCAUCUCCCCAUUCCCUGCCCCUCCCCCCCAUUUCCCGUGUCCCUGUGCCCCCUCCCCCUCCCUCCCUUCUUCCCCCAUGCAUUUCCCCUCCCUCUCUCCCAGCGUGAUAUAUAAAUUAUUAAAUAUUUGAGUUCUGGUGAAGAAAAAGCUAAUUUAAGUUUUAUUUAUUUUUUUCUUAUUAUUAUUUUUCAUUUGUUUUGUAUAUUUAUUUAUUUAUUUAUUAUUUUUUGUUGUGUUUCCCCUUUUUCCCUCACUCCCCUCCCUUUCCCCCCUCCUCUCCCCCACCCAUAUGUUUAUUUCCUUUACCUCAGAUGCCAAAUGUUCCUUUUAUCUCCCUCACUACCCUCCCCAAAUGUUGCUUCCGUCUCCUCCCCGCCUUCCCCCACCUCUCCCCUUAUUCCCACUCCCUCUCCCCCCUUGCAUCCCCCUACACACACACAACCCUUUGUUAUAUUAACCACUGGAGCACAGAAAUGAUUAUAUGUACAAAAUAAACAGUCCAUUACCUCUGUUAGAGAGAGAGAGAGAGAGAGAGAGAGAGAGAGAGAGAGAGAGAGAGAGAGAGAGAGAGAGACUGGAAUAUCCUUGGUUUAUAGACAGAAAAUAAGUGAGAGAGGAAGAGAACUAACAUCGAGAGAGAGAGCUUCCUUGUUAGAGAGAGAGAGAGAGAGAGAGAGAGAGAGAGAGAGAGAGAGAGAGAGAGAGAGAGGGUGAUCGACAUUGACAGUAAGAGACCUCUACUUCAAAAUACAGCUUAGCUUCUGUAGGUCGGAUUUGUUUGUUGAGGUAAAUUAUGGGCUGUUUUUUUCUUUCCACUGUCCCGACACACACCCUGCCGUGACCGUCCCCCCUGCCCCCUGCCUUACCCUGUUAUGCCCUGCCUUUUCUCUCUCUCUCUCUCUCUCUCUCUCUCUCUCUCUCUCUCUCUCUCUCUCUCUCUCUCUCUCUCUCUCUCUCUCUCUCUCUCUCUCUCUCUCUCUCUCUCUCUCUCUCGUCUUUUUGACUUUGUUUCAUCUUAUUUAUUUUGUUCUCUCUCUCUCUCUCUCUCUCUCUCUCUCUCUCUCUCUCUCUCUCUCUCUCUCUCUCUCUCUCUCUCUCUCUCUCUCUCUCUCUCUCUCUCUCUCUCUCUCUCUCUCUCUCUCUCUCUCUCUCUCUCUCUCUCUCUCUCUCUCUCUCUCUCUCUCUCUCUCUCUCUCUCUCUCUCUCAUUUUUAUCCAAAGUAAUCUCCACUAACAUAUCCCUCCUCCUCCUCCUCCUCCUCCUCCUCCUCCUCCUCCUCCUCCUCCUCCUCCUCCUCCUCCUCCUCCUCCUCCUCCUCAAUAUUGUGGCAUUAUUUUUCCCCAUUCCCCUUCUCCCAUCCCCCCCUCCUGCCCCUCCCCAUUGUUUUUUCCCCAGUUCUGUAAUGAUUAUUUUGUGUGGAAUGAGUUUGUGUGUCUGUGUGUAUGUUUUGUAGUUGACUCAUUUUUAUUAUUAUUAUUAUUAUUAUUAUUAUUAUUAUUAUUAUUAUUAUUAUUAUUAUUAUUAUUAUUAUUAUUAUUGGUGAUGGUGAUUGGAUGAGUAGUUUGCUCUUGUUCACUGUUACUUGUUUGGUGUUUGUUAUUAUUAUCUAUUAUCAUUAUUAUUACGAGCACCACCACCAAUACCACCACCACCACCACCACCACUCCUCGGCGCAGAGUGGCUCAGGAACACGUUUUAGUCUCGUUUUGUACUUCCCUCAUUAGUAUUGGUGGCCGUGGCCUCGCCCGCCCCAGCCCCAGCCCGGGUCAGCUUGGGUCAGCCCGGGUGAGGCGCGGCGGGGCCAGCGCGCCCGUCACUUCCUGGUGUGUUGGUGAAGACGCGCGGCACGGCCCCUUGUGGGCGUGCGGGCGCGUAGGCGUGUUGGGUCGCCCAGUGUUUUGUUCUUUAUCAUCAUUGUUGUCGUUGUGUUGGUGUCGCCGCGUGUUGGCAGCAGUCGCCCCGUGCCCAGUGGGGGCGGGGGGCGAGGCAGCCGUGCCCCCCGCCCCGCCAUCGUACACUAUCUAGUCCGCGCACCCUCAGCUCCCCCUCCCCCCAGCUCUAACCCCGCCCUCCCCCUCGCACUUUGGUCCUAACGUACAGUCUUUGAUGAUUUUUUUUAUAUAUUUUUGUUAUUAUAGUUAUAAUAAUUAUUAAUGUAAUUGCUGUAUAUACCCAGAGUGUUAUUGUUGCUGCUAUUACUGCUGCUGCUGCUGCUGCUGCAUAGUCUCACUACAGCUGUUUAGAGAGGGAUCACAGCAGGCUGUACACUGCUGCUGCUGGUGUCACCAGCUCACAGCGCAGCCCCUCAGCACUCCAGCAGGAGGCUGAGAGCCGCAGCCUGCUGUGCUGCGCGCCGCCACCCUCCAGGCCUCUUGUGAUACGCCGCCCCGCGCGGUACAGAAACUGGCGACGCUGACGCCCCGCGAGGGCCGCCUGGCGCGCCGCCGAGGGUGACGCCCCCCUUAGCGCGGCGCCCCCGGGGCCCCCGCCCCCCCUUCUGUUCCCUGGGUUUGCUCACCCGGGGGCCCCGGGCGCGGCGCCGCGCGGGCCGGGCAGGGAGCGCCGCGCCCCUCUGGACGCACCAGUGAGUGGCCUUGGCCCCAGUAGCCUUGCUAUGGGCCUUGUAUAUACAAAGACUAUUCUAAGUAGAGUGCGAGUUAGUGAGAGAGCGAGAGCGAGAGAGAGAGAGAGAGAGAAAGAAAUAUAUUUUUAUACCAGGAGCCGCCGGCCCCGCGGAGACAACUAGUGAUGCUAGUCGCCGCAGACCUGCACUAGCGGCAGCUAUGGGUCCAGCAGGCCCGCCCCCGCGCCGCACGCCGCGCGCCGCCCGCCAUGCAUUUGUUUCCUGUACAUUCUGUAUAUAUAUAUCGUGUAGAUGUAGCGCUGCGUCUCGUCUCGGUCUGUCUUGUCCUGCACCGGGCGGCGGCGCGCGGCGCGGAGAGGGGCGGCGGGCCGGCCGGAGGGCGCGGCAGCCCCCCCGGACGCGUGGCUCAACUAGCUCUGCUAUGGGUCACUCUAUUUAUUUUGUUAUUCCUCACUCAUAGGAUAAUACGACUACUGACUCCUCAUCAUCGUCGCUUGCCUCUUCCUCCUCCUCCCUCCACCACCACCACCACCACCUCCACCACCACCUCCUCCUCCCCCCGCCACCCUGUACCCCGCCCCCCGCCCGCUCAUCCCAUCAUCACGGCGCCUCACAUCCUCCACUUGGUUCAAGAUUUUUUGUCUCGUUGUAUUCACCACAAAGAAUCAGUCAUGUUGCUUUAAAUAAAACGUACAUGAGUAUG